Molecule: messenger RNA, 1456 nt
Organism: Onthophagus taurus
Lineage: Eukaryota; Metazoa; Arthropoda; Insecta; Coleoptera; Scarabaeidae
Gene: Mppe
Product: Metallophosphoesterase
Biological process (GO): GPI anchor biosynthetic process
Cellular component (GO): endoplasmic reticulum
Molecular function (GO): hydrolase activity
Source: RefSeq, a predicted model, not a curated record
AAUGCCAUUUAAAUGUCAAAUUAUGUUGAAAAACAUUUCAAUCAUGUUUGGAUGAAUUGCAUAACAAAUCGGUUUCUUUAUUAUUUGUAUUAUUAAUUAAUCGAUUAUUCUUCAUUUAAUACAUAAAUGAUUUAAUAGAAAUCAAAAUAAUGACACGUCCACGAAAGAGACUGGUUUUUAAUAAAUAUGUACUUAUAAUAACGGUGAUUUUUGCUAUGUAUUAUAUUUUUGAGGUGUAUUUAUACAAGGUAUCCAAGUACAACUUUAAUAAAUUAGAAUGUGUAGAUGGUAACAAGUGCUUGCGAAUUCUUUUGGUGGCUGAUCCCCAAUUAAUUGGUCUUCAAAACGAAAUUAUACAUCCAUUAACUGGUUUGGCGAUAUUUGAUAGCGAUUGGUACUUAUUAAAAACUUACAAUAUAGCUUUUGAUUUUGUUAACCCACAUGUAGUUAUAUUUCUUGGUGAUUUAUUCGAUGAAGGCUCAACUGCCACUCAAAAAGAAUUUGAUACUUACAAAGCUAGAUUUCAUGGAAUUUACGGACACUCAACUGAAUUUAUCAAACAUGUUUACUUACCAGGUGACAAUGAUAUAGGGGGUGAAGGCUAUGAUAUUGUCACUAAAGAAAAGGUUAUUCGUUUUUACAACGCAUUCCAUCAAACAAAUACAUUUUCUAUUAAGAUGGUAAACUUUUACAAAUACAAUAUACUUACAAGGAGUUUUAUUGAACCAAUUCAAGACAAUGAAUCGAAUAAAAUUAAUGUGGGGUUAAGUCACAUACCGCUUUUGAAAAAAUCUGGUGGUUAUGAAUUAGAGAUGUUAAAAUCAACAAAACCCCAUGUUAUAUUUUCUGCGCAUGAUCAUUUUGCAUCAAUUAUUGAUAUGAAACAUAAUGGAAAUGAUAAAAAUACUCUUAAAAUAAUCCCCAAAGAAAAUAAAAUAUUUCGUUAUCCAUUGAGUGAUUUGAACACAUAUGAAUUUAUUGUGCCAACGGUAUCUUAUAGAAUGGGUACAGAUAAAAUUGGGCAUGGUUAUGCAAUUAUUGAAGGAGAAAAUAUUUCGUAUACAGUAUUAUGGUCACCUGUGAGAUUUCCAACAUUGAUUUUUUAUGGAGUAUUGUUAUUUAUUACUGGAUUUUACAGCAUGAUUGUUGUUUGCAAGAUUUAUAUUAAGAAACGCCCAAGAAAACAUUUGUUAUUACCUAUAUAAGAUACACUUUUAACAUUUUAAUCCUUUAAUAUAGCCUGAAGUGCUAUUUCAUUGUUAUUGUAAAAGCUUUCAAGUUAUCUACAAUUAAUGUACUUUUACAGUAAUGUGUAUCAAAACUUAAUUAUUAAAGGAUUAAAAAGUUAAAAGAAUCCAAUUGACUUAAUUUAUCUAUAGAAACAUGGCAAGUAUUCUUAAUUUUAACACUUGAUAAUUGAUUAUGAAAAAUUGCAAAAAAAAUGUGUUCAUCUGAA